Messenger RNA from Lachancea nothofagi CBS 11611, 5028 nucleotides. The record is from the annotation of a GenBank genome assembly. NCBI's taxonomy places the organism in Eukaryota, Fungi, Ascomycota, Saccharomycetes, Saccharomycetales, Saccharomycetaceae.
AUGUCUGUGCCACUAAAACCCUUAUCUAUAGACUUCAAUAACAGGCAAUUAGAUUCCAAGCAGAAAAAAUUCCAUUCCAGCAUUGAACGCGCUUUACAACAUUUCGAUUCCGUGACAGAAUGGGCAGACUAUAUCGCUAGCUUAGGCAAACUUUUGAAGGCCCUACAAAGCUGGACACCACAAUUUCAAAAUGUGAAAUAUUAUGUGCCGUAUCCCUAUCAAGUGAGCAGACGUCUCGCAUCGUCUUUGUCCCCUAACUUGCCCUCUGGUGUUCAUUUGAAAACCAUUGAAGUCUACAACAUCAUAUUCGCCAAGAUCGGAAUUGAGGCCCUCAAUAAGGAAUGUAACAUUUGGGUUCCUGGCAUAUUGCCCUUGAUGUCUUAUGCAUCCAUAUCUGUAAAGGCUCCAUUAAUUGAACUUUACGAAAACUAUUUGAUACAACUUUCCCCAUCCGCACUGCGUCUCCUAAUAAAACCUCUCCUAGCAAGUCUCUUUCCAGAUGUCGACGACGAGAGUAGCGAGUCUCAGCCAGCUACUCUCAUUUUGAUUGAGACGUUGCGCGAAAAUGUGGCUGACGAACCUCUCUUCUGGCAGAGCUGUUUUAUGGUUAUGAUCAACAAUAAAGAGCGGAGGCUUGGUGGUCUUGCAUGGCUUACCAAAACCCUCCCUUCUCUCAAUGCUGUUCCUCACAAAGUGCAGCGUAGUAAAACGGAGGAAGCAUCUGAAGGGCAAGCUGCGAGCGAUACGAAGAACAAGCGUCAAUCAACUCUUAAACUUCUUCUUCCAGCCGCAAAGGAUGUUGUCCAUCCUGAGCCUGGCCUUUUAAUACGAUGCUUGGUUAGUUGUUUGCAAGAGGAAAACGAGCUACUUAUAAAAAGGGGGAUAUUAGAUUUGCUGUUGCAGCGAAUUAAUCUGGACUCACCUGUUCUCCAAGAUUUGACGUCACCUUCAGACUUUAACCUAUUAAUGAUGAGUUGUUGCAAUACAAUGUUGAGCAGGGAUAUGUCAAUCAGUAGGCGAAUUUGGAAUUGGCUUCUUGGACCGGCAUCUACAACAGGAAAUUCUUUACAAGAAGCCAACGCCAAUGAUUAUUUCCCUCGUUUUGGUGAGGCCGGUCUUGAGGCAGGCCUUGCUGCGAUGAUAAACGAUGAAGAGAAAGUCCCGGAAGCGUUCAAGAUUUGUUUAGCAAUCAUGGAUCGCUGGGAAAUAGCGUCGCACAUCAUUCCUAAAGUAUUUGUACCUCUGAUGCAGGCUGCUUUCAAGUUCCAAGAAAAUCAGAUCGUUAUGAAAAACGCAUCCGCUUUUUUCGACUCAGUAGAGACUAAUGUGAUUUGCAGUCACCUCUUCCGUGCAACCAUUGAGAAACACGAUCUCGAUCUUCUAGUUUUUGUUCUUUCCAGAUUCAAGAUUGGGCACGAUGAAGAAAUCGUUGUGCGCCAUUUACCUCUUAUUCUAUUGGCAAUUCUUUGCAGGCACACAGACUUUGCAGUUACGAAGUUUCAUAUUGUAUGUGAACUUUUACUUGAGUUGAUUCCGGAAAGAGCUUAUUUGCCAAUCAAACACUCAGGUCUCGCAAACAGCUUCGAACACAAACAGAAAGACGACAUUUCUGCUAUAUCUGACUACUACACGAGCUUUUUAAACGGGAAUGCUCAUAAUGUAAACGAGGUAUGCGAUGUUUCUCCGCCUUUUUCCACCGAAGACUUGACAUUCAUGAUAGUAUUAAGAAUGCAUGAUUGUCUAUUGUUUUACUCGGAUGAAGCAUCUCAGCUCAACCAAAUGGUUGAUCUGUUUGUAUUUUUCUUCGACAGGGUUCCUCAGGGUGAUAGUAUUGGUGAUAGUCAGGGGGAUAUUGAUGACAAAAAUUGCCAUGUUGGUCUAUCAAGGCCGAUAGUUAAUAAGCUUUUCGAGGCAAAGAAAAGUUUGGAAUCAGGAACAGAUUCAAUUUUUGGGUGGGUCAAACUUUACAGCAAUUAUCUGGCUUCCGACCUCACUGUUAUAGAAGCUGCAAAACUUACGAAGGUUCUAGUGGCAGGUCUUUGGAUUUAUCUAAUCAAUCCUGACACACAAAUAGAGGCAGUCAAAUGUUUAGAUGCGCUAGAGACAUCCGUUGGUGGGAGGUAUGUUGAAAGCUCUUUGUCAUUUGCUUUUCUUGAAGAUAAAGACAUCGACACUAGGAUAAGCGCACUCGACGCGCUUUGGACACAUUCGGAAAACACGGGAACAUUAGCGCGCAGGCCAUUAGAGUUGGUCUUAGAAGAACUUUUUGACAAUCAAGAUCCAAAUUAUCUUAGCACAUCUAGGUGGGUGACUGGGGUUAUAAAACACGGUUUUGCCAAUAGAUUAUACCACGUUUUGUGCGAAAAUCUCCUCAAUCAGAAGCUGAUUGAGAAGAGUGAGCUGGAAGACCUGGAUGAUAUUGAUUCGUUUGUGUACUAUUGCCAAAUUCUCAUAAACGUCCUCAAAGUUGAGCAUCCAAUCGUGCUGAAGUCAUUUGAGACAGAGCAAACCUCCGUGCAACCACUUGAAUUGUGGAAAGGGGAAGAUGUGACUAACUAUAAGAAUCUCGCUAUCGCAAUCGCCACUAAAUUUCUAAAAAUCAAGAACACCACAGGCAAGAGUGUGCGAACAGUUUUACUUCUGCUCGGUAUUCUGCUUGAUGGUACGGAGCAGAAUUUUCAGCUUAUCGUGACCUUCCUUCUAGAACUCACCACUCAACAUUUCAAUACGGGAACCCAAGAAUCAGAGCUGAUUUCGGUUUCACUACUCAAUAUCAUUUCGAGGGUGUUAGCAUUAUCUCAUGACAAGCAAUUGACACUAGGCAUUUUUGAGGAUGAUAAUUCUCACUUGCGGUAUAUUGAUUUUCUUGUGACUGGUGUAAUGAGUAUGCAAAAGCCUCUGAUAAUACACUCCUACGUCAAACUUUUAUCAGAAAGCUUGGUUUAUUUUCAGAACUCAAUAUUCUCGAUUAUUCUUCCUUUAACCACCUCCAUUACUGAAUGCAUCAAGAAUUUAUUCAGGGGACACUCUGAAAAAGGUCACACAUACCAAUCGAUAGCAUACCUCAUUAAUGGUUUGCAAGAAUUGAUGGAAGUCUCGCACAGCUACCUUUCUGCAGAGGAGAGUGGGGGUUAUUUGGGAUCUGCUCCUUCAAGGAAUGAAUUUUUGCAAAAUAUGGUUGCUAACGUUUUUUCCAAUGAUUCUGGAAGCGUGGAUUCUAAGCUAAGGCACGAACGGGAGAUUGUGGUUCAAUCCUUCAAGCUGGUAGUCAAUUGCUGUCUAGAGAUAUGGACCUGGGCACAAAACUAUUCCAAGAGCAAAGAAAUCGAAACAUUAGGAGGGGAGGUUAGUUUGUUCGGAGGCUCCCUUCAUCAUCAGGCCUAUAAGUACAAAUCUCAGUCAAAAAAGCUUCUAAGCGCAGUGUUCGCACUUGAACCUUUAGAAGUCUUGGAAGAGUUGAUAUCAGAACACCCCGAUAACGUGAGUUUAACGCUCAUUCAUGCCCUCGACGGCAACAAGCCCGCUCUCACUCUGCCUCAUUUGUUCCAAGGCAUUGUUUAUCGUUGUAACAAGUUUUCGACUGUAACGUUUUCAAAUACCGUGUCUUCGAAAAGUGCACCAAGCCCUCUUUUAAUAAACCAACUCAAUGCAAAGGUAUUACUGAAAUUCAUUUUAGAAUAUUUGACCGGGUUGGAAAACGCAGCGAUCGAAGACUUCUACUACGACUUUAUGUGUUUCAUAAAGGAAACCUUGAAUUAUUACCAGCACUAUAAAAAGCUUUCCUCUCUACUUUUAAUGGCCCAGGCAAUUGUCUGCGAAAAAGUCAAUAACUCACGAUUCGGCGAGGAAAAGACGGUAAAAAGGGAGCUGUCCGACUUGUUCUGCAAGUUCCUUCAAACCGCAUUAGCGGAGGACGCAAACUCUUCAGAAGAUGCAGCUCUUAAUGACUUAAAUGCUGUUUGUUCAAAACUCAAAUUUAUUGUGAUGGAUUAUCCAGCAGGUGACAAGUUCACUUCUUGUAUCUCAACAAUAGUACAAUCGGCAAUUUCCCCAAGCUUCAAAAAACAGAGCGAACAACCUAUUCCAGAACGCGUCUUGAAGCUAGUUCUCACGGUUUCUCACAUGGCUAGCAAGGUCAAAUCCUUUAAGACACUGAUAAGUGACGAAUUUGGUAAUGAUAAGAAGUUUGCGUUGUUUGAAGAAUGCCCUUUGUGGAGUCAAAUUGUAUUUGAAUGGUCUAAUUAUUCAGAAAACAAAGAAAAACUCAUGUACGAAUUGCUUGUCUCCACAAGUGCUAAAGCAAAUGCCAUCAGCCCCAAUAUCAAUCCGUUCACUGCUUGGAGCGAUUCCGAAGUUCAAUUAAGAUGCCACAACAUAUUACGGAUUUGUUAUUUGCUUUUGAUCUCGCCUCAGGAUCACUAUAUCCUAAACUUCAAAAUAAUAAUGACACAACUGGAACAAAGUUUAAUCUCAGAGGACCUCAAAAUUAGAUCCUGCUCAUUUCUGCUUCUGAGGUGUGUGCUACUUCAAUUUUCGGCCAUGCAUUUUAUAGAAUAUUGGAGUAUGCUUUCGUACAGCUUACAAACAGGAUUACAGAAUUUUUUCGAAUGCUUGCAAAUGCAACAGAACACUGAUCCCAAUGUUAUACUUCAGGUUGCCAAAUGCGUCGAUUUAAUCUUAACUUUGAACUUCGAAGAAUUCUCCGCUAGCUAUGAGUGGCUUUUCGUCAUUGAUACCAUGAACUGUAUUUACAAGACUGAUCCGUAUAUUAGCUUGGCCGAUGAGAUUAGUGAUUGCAAGGAUUUCAUAAAAAGCGAUGUUAACGAAUUUGAAGUCACGGAGCAUUCUCAGUUCAGAGCGCCCUUGUUGCAAGGCGUACAUGCCAUCGUGAAGCAUACGCAACUCCGAAAAUUCUUCCACAACGUCAGUUAUGCACAUUACGAAGAAAUGUAUUCGUUGAAGACUGUGGACUGGAGCGCUUGUCGUAAGGACGUUCUGGCAGACAUAUUUGCAUUCAUCAGGGCUUAA